AUGGGAAUACUUACCACUCAAGACAAGGAGAAGAUCAAGAGAACUAUUCCCAAAGCUAGCAACAAAAUCAUUGAUGCUACAGUGGCUCGUUUGUACAUUGCUUACCCCGAUCCAACGAAGUGGGUUUACACGGGAUUAGUGGGCGCCAUUGCGCUAGUCGACGACUUGGUGGGUCACACUUUCUUCCUCAAACUUGUUGAUAUAACUGGGCACCGAGGCGUAGUAUGGGAUCAAGAGCUUUAUGUAGACUUUGAGUAUAACCAGGACCGGAAGUUCUUUCACACAUUUGAAAUUGAAGAUUGCCUUGUGGGGUUAUUGUUUGAAGAUACCAAUGACGCCUCUCAUUUUUAUAAGCGUGUUACACAUCGUCAGAAACAUGGAUCAAGUGCAACAGUAAAGAACAAAAAUGCCAUAGCUUUGAAAGAAAGGGUGGAACCAAAAGGACAAAAUGCACCUGGCCCAAGAGGUGAGUUUAUGGAUGUGAAUACUGCUCAACGACAAAGACGAGCAAAAGGGGUAUUGUAUUAUGAUGACGUUCCACCCCCGGAAUGGAAGUCACUUUAUGCAGAGUUGGAGUCUGCAGGUAUCACCGAAGACAUGAUUGUAGACAACAGACAAUUUAUUAAAGACUAUAUUGCUCAACAGGGAGGCCCCCUUGUCGGUCUAGAGCCACCAAUCCCCAGGAAAUAUCAAAGAGCCCAUGAAAGGGCCACUGGAAUUGAUAAAGGUGAAGAUGUGGCAUCAAUACCGGAAUCAAAAUCAAGUAUGAAGCACAAGAAAGCUCCUCCACCGCCGCCACUAGCACAUCAAACAUCUUCACCAUAUGAAGUCCCAUCUUCGAACCAAUCAGUCAAUUCACCAACUCCAGAAACUGAGUCGUUGUCACCCGCACCAACGCACACGUCAGAGCUUACGCCCGACCCUGCUGCGGAGCUCGCGAAACGAGCUUCUAGACUUCCUCCUGCCGCUGCCUUUGCACCCCCUUCUAGAACAACAACAACUGCUUCGAAUGAAAGGCCACUCCCCACACCGCCAUCUCAACAGCAACAAUUACAACCACAGCAUCAACCUUCGCCACCAUCACAGUAUCCAACACAACAAGAUACGCAGAGAAAGCAUGCUGUUCCCCCACCAUUGGCCAACACUGUCCAUAAGGCUCCACCCCCAUUUCAAUUUAAUCAAGCACAGCAAGCGCCUCAGAAUGGUCCACCUCCGCCGGCAAGAGGUGGCGUCCCUCCACCACCACCAGCUAGGGCCAAUGCACCACCGCCACCGCCCAGAGCUAACCAUCCGGUACAAGGCAAUGUUCCAGCCCCUCCUCCAAGAGCAUCACCUAUCGCACAAACACAGACUGGAUCACAUCUUCCUCCUCCCGCACCUCCUCCAAGGUCAUCUAGAGGUGCGGCACCGCCACCACCACCACCCCGAAGUCUGGCCGCGCAUCCAAGCAGUUCUCCACAGGUACCACCAAGAACCGCCUUCCCUCCUCCACCAGCGCAGCAGCAACAGCAACAGCAACAACAACCGAACACUGCUGCUCCACCUGCGCUCCAACCAAGGCCCAUGGCUGCGCCACCCUCGCAACAGCCGCAAACACAACCGUAUGGUCAAUCGACAGUUCCACCACCGCCACCACCUCUUCCACCAACAAUGUCGCAUGCACCUGACAAAUCCACCCCUGCACCACCAGCUCCUCCCCCUCCAAAUAUGUCGAGUGGGUCUUUUGCGGAAUCUACAGGAGACGCUGGAAGGGAUGCACUUUUAUCUUCAAUUAGAGGUGCCGGUAUUGGCUCUUUGAAAAAGACUGACAAAUCACAAUUGGAAAAGCCUAGUGUUAUACUACAAGAAGCAAGGGGUGAGCCAGUUCAGAGUAAUGAUACCUCUGGAGCUGCGGGUGGAGGAGGAAAUGCCCCUGGUGCUCCACCCGCUAGUUUGGCAGAUGCUUUAUCUCAAGCAUUGAACAAGCGUAAAGGCAAAGUUGCCCAUAGUGAUGAUGAAGAUGAUGAUGAUUGGUAA
Lodderomyces theae is the source of this 2016-nucleotide messenger RNA. RefSeq names its product actin-binding protein (gene WAL1). Lineage: Eukaryota; Fungi; Ascomycota; Pichiomycetes; Serinales; Debaryomycetaceae. Gene Ontology annotation, molecular function: actin binding. Bases 1 to 2016 code for a protein of 671 amino acids. The record is from RefSeq and is a predicted model, not a curated record. The transcript has a single exon.